This is a messenger RNA of Penicillium soppii, 822 nucleotides long. RefSeq lists its product as uncharacterized. The coding region runs from base 1 to 822 and encodes 273 amino acids. The transcript has a single exon. The record is from RefSeq and is a predicted model, not a curated record. NCBI's taxonomy places the organism in Eukaryota, Fungi, Ascomycota, Eurotiomycetes, Eurotiales, Aspergillaceae.
AUGGGCGCGCCAACGAUAUUGGAGAAGCGUCCUCUCUCCCCUCAACCCAGGACACCUGUGGGAGAUGAUCCAGCAAGCUCUCCUGCCAAAAGGCGCCGGGUAAUUACCGCUGAUAAGCACUCUGCUGAAGCAACUGAGAACCCUGAUUCAUCCGCAGUCAUCGCAGAACCCAAUGCUCAGAAACUAGCCGAAACCGUGGCUUUCGUCGAACGGGCAUUUGGCUUGUGGAAAGCAUUCGCGGACGAAAACUCGUCAUUAGAAUGCGAUUGUGCACCCUUGCGUGGCCGAUCCGACUACCGUAUCUGGAGCCGCAAGGUCAAGAUUGUUCUCAAACGGAACUUUGUUCUGGACCUUGUCGAGGGCAACAUUGGCCAGCUACCUCAGUCGCAUCCUUUGGAUAGCGAUCUAGCAAAGCUGAAUGUCACAGCGGCUAUGAUCAUCAAUAAAAACCUGUCUGCACUCACAAAACCGAUUGUCCGCACUAUUACCAACCCCCGAGAGAUGUGGGAGAAGCUUGAGAGACACUGCAAACCUUCAGAUUGGACCUUGGCGCAAACAGGCUGGUUUGAUUUGCAGAGAAUAAAAUAUAGCCGAUGCUCUAAUGUGAGGGAAUAUGUGGACCGGAUAGAUGAUGCGUGGAGGUGCAUCUGUCUUGACAAAGAUGACGCUCUGGAGAAGCAUGAGUUAGCACGUUGCGCUAGUCUUGUGUUUUCUUUGGAUACACCCAGAUGGGAAAGUUGGAAGAUGGGGGUACUUUCUGGCCGCAAAACCAACAUUCCGAGUUGGGCAAGUCUGGUGGAUAGACUAUUGGCAGCGGAGUGA